Messenger RNA from Colletotrichum abscissum, 1797 nucleotides. RefSeq lists its product as uncharacterized. NCBI's taxonomy places the organism in Eukaryota, Fungi, Ascomycota, Sordariomycetes, Glomerellales, Glomerellaceae. The transcript has 4 exons. Bases 1 to 1797 code for a protein of 598 amino acids. The record is from RefSeq and is a predicted model, not a curated record.
AUGGCGACCCUGGUUCUUACCAACUCUUCUACAUCUAACAAAAAUCAGGACGCAGUGCUCCCAGGUUACUCUUCGACGAAACUGGCAGCAACUAGUCGACAACUUGGCAAGCUUCGGCCUGUGGCCCUUGGUCAGAACUACACGAGCAUGAUCGAAAACUCGAUAAGUCCAACAGCAGGACUUCCACGCCUUUCGCGAAAAACGUUACACGCCAACGAAAUCCCGGAGUCCCAUGCUCUCAACUACCGUGCAGGUCGUCUCCUGACCAACGCACCUCAUCUGGCCUCCGAGGACUUCGAACGCUUGGUCGACUCUGGCAAUUAUACGAUCAAAUUUCUGCCCCUUACCAAAGUUUUCGACUUGGAAGCUUCUCUUGAGUUUGCUCAUUACGAGCUGCAAUUUUCCCGGGGGGCCUUUUACCCCAUGGCCAUAGAUCAGCAUGACCUUCCUCAAGACAUCAGGACGUGCAGACAGCCUGGAAUUACGCGCCAUUCUCUAGCCGUCCAGGACCGAAGUUCUGAAAUUGUUUCCGGAAAGGCCGGUUGGAAGACCUUCUCCAUCCCUUCCAUUGGAGUUCCCAGAGAGAAUUCAGCCGGCGGAGACCUGGUCACUCCCCGAGGACAGGGUGCCUCUUCAUCGAUACCCCUUGAAAAUCGAAGGCUCCUUAUUGCCAGUCCUGACAAAGUCUAUCGGGACAUAGGCCCAAUUUCCUCUCGAGUUGCAGACAAGACUGACUCCCAGGGAAGGGCUCUGGGCACCCGCGAAACCAGUGAAGAAAAGCCCUCAGAACACCGGACCAGGAAUACAGACUCGCCACGUCGCAAAAGAGGCGCAUGUCAACAUGGAACCAAUGGCCAGGAUCAGAGUGACGACGACGAAUUUCCGGAUGAGUCCAGAAGGAAGAAAUCACGACUCCAAGGUCCAGCCACCGACAAGAAUGACAAUGAUCUCAGCUUAGCCUGUCCGUUCUACAAGGCAGACAAACGCACCCACAAUCGGUGCUCUUUAUUACAGCUGAAUAGGAUCAGAGAUGUGAAGCAGCAUCUGUAUCGGAAGCAUAUGCAGCCUCACUACUGCUCAAGGUGCGGUCGACAGUUCGAGACGCAAACUGAGGAGAGGUGUCACACAAGGCAACAGGACUGCAGCAAGCGAGCCAACCAGCCGCCCGACGGAAUCACCCACGACCAGCAGAAGGAGCUCAAGGAGAGGGUAGACCGCAAGCUCGCCGUGAAGGAGCAGUGGUUCGCCGUCUGGGCCAUUGUUUUCCCCGAUAUGCCGCCACCAGAGUCACCCUAUGUCUACAGCCCUACCCGUGAGGUAGCAACGAAUAUGCGAAACUACUGGCAAGAAAGCGCGGCGGAGAUGCUGGUCGCCCACGCUGACCGCAUGCCGGGUAUUGACAGGGAACGGGUCAUUGGCGGUUUGAAUACGUUUAUGGAAACCUUCUUCAAUCGAUUCAUCGAGGAGCACACCUCGGUUGCCGAGGGAGAGCAAGUUUCGGAUUCAUCCUCAGACGGUAGCCCAGGGACAGUAUGUUUCUCAGAGAGGGCGCCGGCUAUAUCAUCACCAAGCAGUAGCCAAAGGACUUUAUUCGAAUCCUUCCGCGACUUGCUUUCUGUCAUGAGUGGUGCCGCCAGCGACAAUGGCAUGAUAGACGACGGUUCGCUUAUCGCCAACUAUGCAAUGACCAUGGGAGAAACGGACGGGCACUGGGAAUUUCCGUCGAGUGAUGAUGCUUAUGGUUGGGGUCAGCUCCCCACGGCUGGUCCGUUCUUCCAAGAUGAUCCUCUUACUUGA